UCCCUUCCUCCUCUCUUUUCCCCACCGCCCCCUUUCUUGGCGUCUACCCGGCGCGACCAGGACCGAAUCCUAAGGCCGCCGGCCGCCGCCGCCGCCGCCUGCUCCCGUUGGACACGGUAAAACCUCCUCCCUCCUCGUCCGUGUCGCCGGGGUCCGGGGUCCAAGCGGCUGCGCGCGCGGUCUCGCCGCCGGCGCCGAUCUGGGCGCCGCCGGCGUUGACCCUGUCCGAUUCGCCCCGGGCUGCGAGACCUCUGCCUCCCUGACCGGUUACUCGGAACUUCUACUCGCCUGUGGGAUCCUCCAGCGGAUCAGAUGAGCACAUCGACUUGAGCACCACGCUUUUUGGUUGGAAGGCGAAUCGUAGAGCUUUCCUGGGUUUCUCUGAGGGCUCUUCUCAGAUGUGGCGUCCUCCAGAGUCUACCACAUACUGUUUGAGGAGUCCUGGUUCUUUUCGGAAUCCGGACUAACCAAGGGCUCCUACUGUGCACGACUGCUUGACAGGAUAUUUCGGAUUAUUAUUAUGUGCGUGCGAGCGCGCGUGUGCGCCUUCUAGAGGCAUGAUUCUUAAAUCAGAGCCUUCGUGUUUAAAUCCGAGUUUGCCUUCGUGUUGAACUAUGAGUGAAUUUCAUUUUCUGCGGGAGUUGAAGUCGAUUUAGAUCAGGACAGUGUUUCUUGCGAUCUGAUUAAGCCUUUUUUUUUCUUGCUAUUGUGAUUUCUUUUUUCAGAGUUUGGAGUAAAGAAACCAACCCUGCAUCUGUAUUCUGUCUGUCUGUGCUGCUUCGAAUAAGCCUUGCAUCUCGCUGACUUGGGAUAUAACUAUGCCGAAGGACAGGAGCUCCCGCGUUUCCUCUUAUGAGAGCCGCCGGGCUGGUGCCUCCCCAUACUUCUCAUCGUCUCAUGGACAGAGCAGUUCUUGUCGCCGGUCCGAGGAGUCUUGUGGGGCAGCAGCGGCGGCAGCAGCAAAGCAAGCUGCAGAGUGGGAGGAUGUUCGGUGCCCGGUGUGCAUGGACCACCCGCACAACGCCGUCCUGCUGGUCUGCUCCUCACACGAGAAGGGCUGCCGCCCCUUCAUGUGCGACACCAGCUCGCGGCACUCGAACUGCUAUGACCAGUACCGGAAGGCCUCCAAGGAUUCAAGGACAGAGUGCAGCGAGUGCCAGCAGCAGGUUCAGCUCUCGUGCCCACUGUGCCGUGGGCCGGUCAGCGAUUGCAUCAAGGACUACAGCGCGCGGAGGUUCAUGAACACCAAGGUCCGGUCGUGCACCACGGAGUCGUGCGAGUUCAGGGGCGCCUACCAGGAGCUGAGGAAGCAUGCUAGGGUGGAGCAUCCAACAGGAAGGCCAAUGGAGGUAGACCCUGAGCGGCAGCGGGACUGGCGCCGGAUGGAGCAGCAACGGGACCUUGGAGACUUGAUGAGCAUGCUGCGUUCAGGGUUCAACAGCAAUAUUGAGGACGACAGUGGCGGGCUUGGAGACACCGAAGAAGGGGGAGAGGAAGCUGAAAUGACUCCGGCCUCCAUAACCAUGGUCUUCAUCAUGCCAUCUAGAGGCUCAAUCAUGCAGUACCUAUCGGAACGCAGCAGAACGAUCAUUCUGGUCAGUCGGAGGCGAGCAAGCAGCAGCAGCGGUGGCGACGCUGAAGCCACUGCUCCAGACAGCGAGGAAGGUGAUGACCCUAUGCCAUCGGCAGAGGCAUCUGCUGGUUCACAGCAUUCUUCCGAACAAGAGGAGGCUGACGGUGACCCUGCCCAAUGACGUAAGUCAGCUGGCAAGAGGUGUGCCAUGGCAUCUUCUUAGCCUGAAGAUCCCGACCAACAUGGCAACAUGGUAUGUGGCGAAGAAAAACAUGGAUGCAGGUGCCACCAAGGCGUAGCCAGGACAAUCUGUCUACGCAGGAAAAUCGAGGGGAAUCAGCAUCGCGCGAAGGCUUCAGAAACGUGGUGGCCUCUAGUACCAAUUCUAAUGUUUCCGCGGGGUUCUGUGGCAAUGGAGAGAGAGAAACAAUUGGGUGGUAGCUAUCUUGUCUGAAUGGAUUUCAUUUUCCUUGCAUUGUAAUUCUCUAAUAUAUAUUAUCAUAUGAAAUAGAUUCGGCCGUAUUUGCACUGCGU
Zea mays is the source of this 2107-nucleotide messenger RNA. RefSeq lists its product as uncharacterized. The record is from RefSeq and is marked predicted. NCBI's taxonomy places the organism in Eukaryota, Viridiplantae, Streptophyta, Magnoliopsida, Poales, Poaceae.